Molecule: messenger RNA, 3226 nt
Organism: Harpegnathos saltator (Jerdon's jumping ant)
Lineage: Eukaryota; Metazoa; Arthropoda; Insecta; Hymenoptera; Formicidae
Product: F-box only protein 33
Exons: 7
Coding region: 182-1975 (597 amino acids)
Biological process (GO): positive regulation of protein ubiquitination
Molecular function (GO): protein binding
Source: RefSeq, a predicted model, not a curated record
GAGAGGGAGAAGAGAGACAGAGGGCGAGACGGACAGACAGCCAGCCAGGCAGCCAAAGAGAGUGAGUCGUGUCGGAAGAAGUAGCGGUUCGCGAGAUCGGUCGAUCGGUCGGUCGUUCGUUCGUUUACUCGUUCGGUCGGUCGGUCGGUCGUUGAUUAAUUAUUCGCCUUGCGCUCCGUAUAUGCCCGUCUCAUCAGUGGAUGUAAACGGCGCGGCCGCGGCCGCGGCUGCGGUCGCGAUUACCGCGCUCGACGGCGAAUCGAACGACGGCCGCGACGGAUUAUCAUCAUCAUCGUCGUCGUCGUCGCGACGGUUGCGGUGGCCGCUCGCUUGGCUGAAUAUGAUGCGCGCCUGCGACGACGUUCUCUUGGAGAAAUUCCGCGGUGCCAAUAGCACCGCGUCAACAACGACGACCGUAGCGACAGCGGUGACAGCAGUAGCGGUUACGGUGGAGAAGGAUGGAGACGCGGCGCCGACCGAAGUGGCAACGUCGAAAAAGUGCGAAGGGCAGCUACCUUCCUCGUUUAAGGCGAACAGCUGUUCGUCCUGCUGUUGUUGUUGCAAGUCCGCCAUCACCAGUCGCACGACAGAAAUGGCGCAAGAGGAUCAUUCCGGCGGACCCUCCUGGGACAAUCUGCCCAGUGUUAUCCUGCAGGAGAUAUUCUCGUAUUUGUCGCAUGAGUCGCGAAUUAAAGCCUCCCAGGUGUGCAGAAAUUGGAGGUACACCUUGUUCCAUCCAAGUUUCUGGAGGAAAAUUUCUUUUGUGUUCAAAGAUGAGGAUAGUGUUUCGUGGGUUAGAUUCAUGGCAGAUUGUUUUGCUCUGAGUGUGCACGAGGCAACAAUACGUUGGGAUAUAUCUAGCAGAAGAUACAUUGACUGCAUGAGCGAAACAUACAAUCUUCUAAAGAAAUUAAGUUACAACAGACAACUGAGAAAAUUAUUUUUGGAAUUUAGCUGUAACAAUUACGACUACUCCUUUGACAACGAGGAUGACAGUAGCUAUUAUUUCCCGAUAUCGCUAACGGAAUGUGUGGUAAAAAUUAUUGAGACUUCUAACCACCUGGAAGCUCUGAGUCUGGGAUGCUCAGAAGAGCUAACAGCAAAUGCGAGUAUAAUUCUGGAGCCUCUCCGUCUUCACCACGCCAAGCACUUAACGCACCUCAGUCUGGCGUCCAUUAAAGAUGACCCUGAAUACUACGAUCUUUAUGAGCUCGAUAAUUCAAUCUUCAAUUCGUUUAUCAGAUUAUCCAUUUUAACCUUGGAUUACGAAUAUGUCAGUGAUACCUUGUUGAAGGCGCUCGAUAACGGAUGCAUGCAAAGACUCGUGAUUCAUGUGCACGGCUGGAAAGAUUAUCCAGGAACGACGAAUAGGGCCUGGCAAGUGUUUGUUCAGAAGAACCCACAAUGUGAAUUGAGACUCAACCUCAUACAUUCUUAUCGCGGCGUUAAAGUUUUGGACUCCGAUAUACUUUGCGCAGCAAUGCCAUUGACACAUCUGAAAGUUCUGUUCUGCGAAGGCGUUAAUAUUAGAGCGUUGCUCCGACUAUCAAUGUGGUACUCGCAUACACUAAAAUCGUUGACGUGGAUUGACUCGAUAGAUCGUAAACAAUAUAUGCCAGCCACGCUCGAUCCAAACGAUCCAAAUAGCCCGGAUCCGCUGGUGUUGGCGGCAUGGAAGUGCACCAAACUCACGAAAAUCGUGUUCUUAGGCCACAAAUAUUAUCAAGAGAAUCUAUUGGCCAUCGCGCGUCUGCGAGGAAGCACUCUUCAGGUGUUGGCCUUCGCGAAGAGUGAUAUCACAUCCGAGAAUGAAUCGUGGCACAAAACCGAGAGUAUCACACACGAAAUUCGAGAGAUCAUGGGUCUGCAUUGGAUGCCGUUGAGCGACUCAGAUCUACCAAUGGUGAUAUUAGAUCCUUUCAAAGGCGACAGCAGAGAAGUGAUUACGCCGCUGGUUCUCAGAGACCAGAAGUAAUUCCGCAACGAAAGUCAUGGAAAAUUAUCUCUACCCAGUGUGAACGUAUCCGGCAACCACGAGGACUUCCAGACCAACUGGCAUCCUGAACAGUAAAGUCUCAUUGGGUUACAUCUUAUUCUUUUGUAAGAUCUUUUGCUUAUCUUUUCGUUUUUUUUUUUUUUUUUUUUUUUUUUUUUUUUUUUUUUUUUUUUUUUUAUGAGACAUACGGCCGAGGCAUAUCUCGAGCGGCGGCGAAAUACGUGCUGUAAACUCGAAAUUUCGCGUUGCCAGCGGUAUUAGUCUCCCGAGGUGAGAAUUGUAUUAGGAUACAAUGUGUAUAACAGAGUGGUGAACGCACACGUAACUUUUCCUUGUUUACGAUAUUUCUCGUCGUUUCGUAUAGAUAAAUGUGAUAAAACUGUCGUAGUUAACUAAAUCGAUUUCGAUUUGCCGCGAUGGCUAAGUACGAACCGAUGCAAAUCACGAGGAGUUUGCAACAAACAGUGAAAACGAUCUCUUCGUAUGGAGAACACACGCGCGGUGAUUUAUAUAUACUAUAAUUUCUUUUCCUUUAUAUGGGAAGCACGAGCGCUUUGACAUUGACGAAGAUGUAACGCGCUAUAAAAUACGAUCACGUACACGUUAAUGCACCGUAAGAAGCAAUAUACGCUGAACGAUCGUCCCUCUCGCCUAAAAUCAAUGUGUUUACCGGAACGAAAAUAUCCAGAAUACAUUUUUUAUAUUAAUCACGAUAAUAUUCCGGUUAACGAGCAGCAGCACGUUAAAGAACGUUGCGACUGAGAACGGUAUCGCAGUCUCGAGAGAGAGAGAAAUUUGCCUCUCGAAUCUUUCGACAGAUUUAUAACCGCAUGCGAAAUGCGGUCAGAGCUGUGAGUCGCGAAAAAUCGCGAGCGACCUGUCCAUUAAUAAGUGGAAGACGAAAAAUUAUCAGAACUGCGACACGCGUGAGAAAGGAAGGGGAGAGGCUCGAUCUCAUGAUCUUCCAUUGGAAAGGAUAACGCGAAUUCCAAAUGUGUGGUGGUGCAAAGCGACAACAAAAGACGCGUUAACAACAUAUUUUUCCAAUUCUCUGCGAGCGAGUAAUAAAUAAAAUGUAAAAGCGUGCGCCAAGAGCAUGACGUGCGAGAGUAAAUAUCUUCUAACGCGAAUGGAGUUCGUCGGAUAUAAGCGUCGUGAGUAUCGCGCUCUCAAAAUGACGGAGAAAAAUACGAAGUCGAUAUAUAGCGAUCCGAGGUUAUUUUUAAUACC